Armigeres subalbatus is the source of this 1564-nucleotide messenger RNA. Its product is annotated as box C/D snoRNA protein 1. The coding region runs from base 160 to 1302 and encodes 380 amino acids. Gene Ontology annotation, cellular component: nucleus; pre-snoRNP complex. Gene Ontology annotation, biological process: box C/D snoRNP assembly; snoRNA localization; maturation of LSU-rRNA from tricistronic rRNA transcript (SSU-rRNA, 5.8S rRNA, LSU-rRNA). Lineage: Eukaryota; Metazoa; Arthropoda; Insecta; Diptera; Culicidae. The transcript has 2 exons. The record is from RefSeq and is a predicted model, not a curated record.
GUAGUAAAUAACUGUGUUUGUUGUAGAGCGCAUGAAGAGUAUCAGAUCAUCAGAUUCUGUAUAAACAAGCACAUGUGCUCAGCUUAUAACACACCUACCACAAUUUAAUAUUUUAUUUAUCGAAAUAUUAAAUUAUUACAAACAUUGUAACAAUAUUAAAUGGCAGCAGCAACAAGCGAAAGUGAAGACAAUAUGGACAUGCUCCAGUCACCUCCCAGGCUGGGACUAUGCGAGGUUUGCAAUGCCAUUCAGGCGAAGUACACAUGUCCAAAAUGUGAAAUAAAAUCCUGUUGCUUGAAGUGCGUCAAUCUCCACAAAAAGGAGCUCAACUGUGAUGGUAUCCGUGAUCGGACGAAAUAUAUCCCUAUGAAGAAGAUAACCAAGAUGGACAUGAUGAGCGAUUAUUACUUCCUAGAGGAAUGCACCCGGUUUGUAGACGACCGGAAGCGAGAUAAACUCAAGCGAUACACGCAGUAUAACAAAAGUCUUCCACCUUCGUUGUUCCGUCUACGUUGCGCCGCCCGGGAUCGGGGAAUUACUUUGAAGUUCCUGUUGCAGAAUUUCACGAAACAUCAGCGCAACACCAGCCAGUUGAACUUCAAGACGAUGAUUAUCCACUGGCGGGUGGAAUGGUGCUUUCCAAAUGCGGAAGGAUCACUGUUCGUGGAUGAGCGUUGUGACGAGAACGAAUCUGUAUACGAUCUCUUGAGGAAAUAUUUGGAUGGAGGUACUGACGAGGAGGUCAUAGGGAAGAACAAGUUGGAAUAUUAUCAGUCCCGUGGGAUGAAUCGGUUGCGAGUGCUGCUGAAGGCAGAGGGUGUAAAGCGUAGCAAGAAUCGGUUUUUUGAAUUGAAACCAAAGAAGUCACUGAAGGAAAAUUUGAAGGGAAAAACCAUUGUGGAGUAUCCCGUGAUUUACGUCAUUUUCAAGGAGACGUCGGACGGGUUCGACGUGAUCGAGUCGGAUGAGGAUGUUGAGGCCGAAACCAAACUGUACCAGAAGUAUCUGGACAAUGAGUAUGGGGCGAGAAGUCGGAUUAAGCGCGAGGAUCCGGAAGAGACGGAGAAGGAAUCGAAGAUGCUGGAAGGUAUCGAUCGGUUGGAGAUUGCGCGGAAACGAGACGAGCGGAGGAAGAAACGGGAAGCGGCGCAGGUUGAGCCAGCAAACUAUCUGUUUAGCGACGAAAACCUGUGGAAUGAGUAUUCGUCGGAUUCGGAUGGACAGAUAACGGAGGAAGAGGCAGACGAUGAGGAUACCCAGGAAAUGCUCUCGCCCAAGAGAAUAAAAACAGAAAAGUUUUAAAUCGGUAAUAAUUUGUUAUGGUUUUUGAAUUGUUGCAUUGAAUUUUAUACAUUUUUUUAAGUAUAUGAAUUUUUAAUACUUAGCAGUAGUGCGCAUGGAAAGAAUUGUAGAGGAGAAUAUUUAAGUUUAUACUUAUCUAUGAUAGGAUUGGUACAAUUGUAUCGACGUGAAUAGUAUACAUUAAAUUGUAAAUUUCAUGUUUUGCCUAUCUUUUGAAAAUGUUGAAUUUGAUCUGCAGAAUAAAUCUAGUGUUUGAAGUCAA